Varanus komodoensis (Komodo dragon) is the source of this 1282-nucleotide messenger RNA. RefSeq names its product G protein-coupled receptor 83 (gene GPR83). Gene Ontology annotation, cellular component: membrane. The transcript is spliced from 4 exons. Gene Ontology annotation, molecular function: neuropeptide Y receptor activity. The record is from RefSeq and is a predicted model, not a curated record. Bases 1 to 1212 code for a protein of 403 amino acids. Gene Ontology annotation, biological process: neuropeptide signaling pathway. Lineage: Eukaryota; Metazoa; Chordata; Lepidosauria; Squamata; Varanidae.
AUGAGCAGGCGCCUGUGGCUCCCCUCCCAGUACGCCUCCAAGCCGCUCGGCCAGGCGGUGGGGCCCAACGGCACCUACUUCUUGCCGCGCCUCUAUGCCUUCCACAACCUCUCCUCCUUCUACCAGGACCUGGACGUGGACAACAUGGGCGACUUCGACAGCGGCACGCGCUACGAAGGGGAGUCCCAGAGCCGGACGGUGCAGGCGCUGCUCAUCGUGGCUUACUCCGUCAUCAUCUGCAUCUCGCUCUUCGGGAACGUGGUGGUGUGCCACGUGGUGGUCAAGAACAAGAGGAUGCACUCGGCCACCAGCCUCUUCAUCGUCAACCUGGCCGUGGCGGACAUCAUGAUCACCGUCCUGAACACGCCGUUCACACUGGUGCGGUUUGUCAGUAGUACCUGGAUUUUUGGAAAGCUGAUGUGUCACAUAAGUCGCUUUGUCCAGUACUGUUCAGUCCAUGUCUCCGUGCUGACCCUCACUGCUAUUGCUCUGGACCGCCACCAGGUGAUCGUCCAUCCGCUGAAGCCCCGAAUGUCCAUUGUGAAAGGCGGAAUCUGUAUCAUCGUCAUCUGGGUGAUGGCCAGCUGCUUCUCUCUGCCCCAUGCGAUCUACCAGAAGCUGAUAUGGGUCCCGUAUGGCAACAGAACUCAUCGGAUGGCCUGCCUCUCCAACUUCCCUGCCCCGACCGACCUUUAUUGGAAGUACCUGGAUCUAACCACCUUCGUCCUUCUGUACGUGCUGCCUUUGUUGGUGAUCUCCAUCACAUACACCAUGGUCGCCAAGAAGCUCUGGAUGAGGAACGCGAUCGGUGACGUGACCAUGGAGCAGUACCACGCCCAUCAGCGGAAGAAGAAGAUGACCAUCAAGAUGCUGAUGCUGGUCGUGGUGGUCUUCGCGGUCUGCUGGUUCCCCUUGAACUGCUACCUGGUCCUGCUGUCCGGCAAGGCCAUCCACAGCAACAACGCCCUCUACUUCGCCUUCCACUGGUUCGCCAUGAGCAGCACUUGCUACAACCCCUUCAUCUACUGCUGGCUGAACGAGAGCUUCCGCUCGGAGCUCAGGUCCCUGCUGGGCGUGUGCUGGAGGCCGGAGGUCUCUGGGAGCCAUGCGCUGCAGUCCCUGUCAGCCCCUUUCAGGCAUGCCUGGGAGGAGAAUUUCCCCUGCAAGCAGGCCGUCGUGUCUCAGCAAACCAGAGACGAGAACUCUGCCUGAACGGACAGCUCCGUAGUUCAGCCAGUCAUGAUGGGCACCUGUGUCUCCGAUGGGAAGGCCCACCAGGCAU